AUGGUGGACUGUGUGAAGCACACUGUGCUCGCUUGCUGCUUACAGGCCGUUGGACCUUUGUCCGGAAAAUGCGAAGGAGUUAGCUUUCAAAUGGAAGCCACGCAAUUGUCCGCGAGCAACCUCGACAGCUGUGGUAUCAACGGCGCUGAGUACAACGUGAAAUACUGUUCGGACCAGGAUGAGUUCGUGGUGCAGAUCACCAAGCCCAUGCAGCUCGAUGUGACUCUGAAGCGCACCAGCUGCACAGGGAUGUUUGGUGUAACACCUCCAAGCCUGGUGUCCGCACCUGUGGUGCCUCUGAAGCCGAGCCUUUUGGCCACGGGGACAGAGUGCACUGGCACCGGCAAGCUUCCAACCACCAAGAAGUGCUACGAGGGGAAUCUUUUGGUGGAGACCUUCAAAGUUGAGCUGUUGGAGUCAGACGGCACGAGCGGUUCACUGGACAUGGAGGCCAUUGGUCCUUUGUCCGGAAAGUGCGAAGGAGUGAGCUUCCAAAUGGAUGGAAUGCAAUUGUCCGCGAGCAACCUUGCCAGCUGUGGUAUUACCGGAGCGGAGUACGACGUGAAGUACUGUUCGGACCAGGAUGAGUUUGUCGUGCAGAUCACCAAGCCCAUGCAGCUCGACGUGGUUCUGCAAUCCCACGCUUGUGCGGCAAGCCUGGCAGCUGUAACGCCACCAGUUGUGGCCAUUCCACCUGCAGCCCUGGUGGCGCAGGAAGAACAGCGUUUUUGUUCAGGUGCUGGUAGCCUGCCGAAGGGCACCAGUUGCUACAGAGGCAGCUGGUUGGUGGAAGACUUCUAUGUGAAGGUCAAAAGCUACAGCUCCACCUCCGGCCGAGUGGACGUGACAGCGAGCGGGCCCAAGAAAGGCCAUUGUUAUGGUGUAAGCUACAGGAAGUCUGGGCAGAACAUCUACUUGAACUACGCCAAAUGUGGCUUCAACAACUUGAGCUUCAGCGUCCAGUACUGCUCCAACCAAAAUGCUGUUAAAGUGCACAUCUCUGCACCGGUGAUCGGCGAUGUGAUGCUGAGCCGCUCUGGCUGCUAG
Molecule: messenger RNA, 1047 nt
Organism: Durusdinium trenchii
Lineage: Eukaryota; Dinophyceae; Suessiales; Symbiodiniaceae
Source: the annotation of a GenBank genome assembly